AAAUCUAGAAAGAAAUUCCCUUUUAAAUUCCCUAGAGUUUAUUACCGGGCCUGGGGUAAUAACAAGUUAAAACCAGCCCAAACUGUAAAAAAAAACCGUAGAGAUGAUGGGAUCUUCCUUUAGGUUUAGGUUUAGGUAUAUCUGAUUUGUCAUUCUUCCUUUCUGCAUAUUGUCGAUGGAACUCCAUACCAGCGUGUUCGGUGUCAACCGACCUCCCUCGGAAAGCUUGGAAGAUAGAGGUAAACUGAUCAAAUUGGAAUCGGAAAGCUUGGAAGAUAGAGGUAAACUGAUCAAAUUGGAAUCGGAAUCGGAAUCCGAAUCAGAAUUGGUUUCGGAAACGGAAUCGGAUUCGGAUUCUGAAACGGAACCGGGAUCAAAGCCGAAACCGCGGGUGAUUUAUGAUUGGGAAUUGAAACGGCCUGAAGAUCUUGUUGCGAGUGACUUCUCGAUGUAUGAGGAUGACCCUAAACCUUUUACAAUGUGUUCUGGACGCUUUGAGUAUAAGAACAAGGCCUGGAUUGAAAGAGAGAAGAAAAUUGAAGUCGCCAUGGCUGACUAUAGAGAGCGCUCUCGCAACCUAAGUCUCUUCGAUGCCAUCGCCCCUCCAAAAAUUGCAGGUCUAUGUGGCGGUGUAAUUCCCCUUCCCAUAGACGAUGAGUGUCGACUUAAUGUCACUCCCCUAUGCAAUGCUGCCUUAGACAACUACAAUAAUGAGAAUCAGGGUUCAAAUUUUGUGCUGGCUGAUAUUUUAAGGACAACCUGGAGAGCUGGUGGUAUGUAUUACAUCACCUUUCAAGCCACACAUCUUUCCGAUAGCAAUGCCACAACUUUCCAGGCACAAGUACAAAGAAAACCGAAGGGAGAACACAAGGUCUAUUCGUGCGCCAUUAAAACCUAACACACCAUGGAAUUCAUGUCCACUGCACCCACCUGCUGCUGAUUUUAGUUGUUAGAAACAUGGGGGUGAAAGUAGGCUUGGACUUCUGGGUGUAGUUAAUUAAAUAUGACUGCUGUUUAUAUAUGAUAUAUUUGCUACAACAACAUUUUGCAAUUUUAACCUCACUUUCUUGUGUCAUUUGACACUAUAACUUCAGGGUGUAGUUAAUUAAAAAUGACUGAUUGUGCAUGCUAUAUUUGCUACAACAUUUUGUAAUUUUAACCUCACUUUUUGGGUCACUUCACGCAAUCUAAUGGCAUGAAUGUUAGUUAUUUAA
Messenger RNA from Vicia villosa (hairy vetch), 1214 nucleotides. RefSeq lists its product as uncharacterized. Lineage: Eukaryota; Viridiplantae; Streptophyta; Magnoliopsida; Fabales; Fabaceae. The coding region runs from base 176 to 898 and encodes 240 amino acids. The transcript is spliced from 4 exons. Gene Ontology annotation, molecular function: cysteine-type endopeptidase inhibitor activity. The record is from RefSeq and is a predicted model, not a curated record.